AUGAACAAGGCCGUAAUCCGUCAAAUCGUAUACGCCAAAGCUAAACCUGAAAAGGUCGAUGAGCUAUUAAGCAUCUGCCGAAUCUUGGAAAAGGAGUCCAACAAAGAAGCUGGCGUACUUGAGUAUGUGAUGCACCAGGACAAGGCUGACCCGACCACUUUUGUGUUUGUUGAAGCUUACACCAACGCUGCCGGUCUUAAAUCGCACAUGAAUUCGCCUCACUUCAAGGCCAACGGUCCUAAACUCUUUGCAGCUUUGGCCGGGCCACCACAAGUAGUCAAAGUAACAUCCGUUCACGCUCGUUUGUAA
Molecule: messenger RNA, 309 nt
Organism: Synchytrium microbalum
Lineage: Eukaryota; Fungi; Chytridiomycota; Chytridiomycetes; Synchytriales; Synchytriaceae
Exons: 4
Coding region: 1-309 (102 amino acids)
Cellular component (GO): cytosol
Molecular function (GO): oxidoreductase activity
Source: RefSeq, a predicted model, not a curated record